AUGGCCUCCAGCGGCUCAAAGAGCGAUAUGAAGCCCGCGCCGUACGCCGAGAGCGCCACUGAGCAAUCUGUGUCGCCGUCGCCCAACCGACGCCGCCGCGGUGGUCGCAAGGCAAGCCGGCAUCCGCAACAGAUGCAACCGAUGCCCGACUACCAACUUCAGCAACAGCAGCAUCAACAGCAGAUGAUGCAGCAACAACAGGCCAUGCAGCAACAGCAGGGCGGCGGCGGCAAAAGCGACACCCUGAAAUUGAGACUGGAUCUGAACAUCGAGGUCGAGGUCACGCUGAAGGCCCGGAUCCAUGGUGACCUGACCCUGGCAUUGCUGUAA
Molecule: messenger RNA, 330 nt
Organism: Anthostomella pinea
Lineage: Eukaryota; Fungi; Ascomycota; Sordariomycetes; Xylariales; Xylariaceae
Source: the annotation of a GenBank genome assembly